AUGGAGGCGAGAAGGGGUGGGAAACUGACUCUCUACAGACGUGCACAAUACGGCUUCAUCAACAGCUGCCUUCGGUCCCUGGUGAUGGAGAGGUUUGGUCCAGAGACCUGGGACCAACUGAGCUCCCGUGCGGGCGUCCAGGACUCGUUCAUGACGUACACGGUGUACGACGACGCGCUGACGCUGCGCCUGGUGCAGGAGGCCUGUUCGCUGCUGGACGUGCCAGCUGACGUCUUGCUGAAGCUCUUCGGGGCCCACUUCUUCGACUUCUGCAAGCAGGCGGGCUACGACGCCAUGCUGCGGACGCUGGGAGGAAGCCUGGCGGAGUUCAUUGGGAAUCUGGACGCCCUCCACAGCUACCUGGCCCUGUCCUAUCAGGAAAUGAACGCACCAUCUUUCCGCGUGGAGGCGGCGCACGGUGGGAACAUGCUGCUGCACUACUACUCUGACAGGAAGGGCCUGCACCACAUCGUCCCCGGGAUCAUCGAAGCCGUGGCCAGCGAGUUCUUUGGCACCGGGGUGUCGCUGGUGGUUCUGAACCGAGAGGAGGAAGACGAGCGAACGGGGAAGAAGGAGCACGUUGUGUUUCUGGUCAGACAGAUUGAACAGGUGGGUGAGGCAGGCGACCGGGACCGGAACCAGGACCGGGACCAGGACCGGGACCAGGACCGGGACCAGAACCAGGACCGGGACCAGGACCGGGACCAGAACCAGGACCGGGACCGGGACCAGGACCGGGACCAGGACCGGGACCAGAACCAGGAGCGGGACCAGUGCAGCCAAGUGGGCCCCAGCAGCUUCAGUCCACGUUACGCAGACCAGCUGUGGGUGGAACAGAGGACCUUCUGUCAGGCCUUUCCCUUCCACAUCGUCUUUGACGAAAACCUGAAGGUGAGACAGGCAGGAGUGAACAUCCAGAGGUUCGUUCCGGGUCUCCGGGGCCGAGAGGCCAAACUGAGCCAGUUCUUCACCAUCAUCCACCCACAGGUGACUUUCACCAUUGACAGCAUGAGGAAGUUCAUCAACAGCCAGUUCGUCCUAAAGAGCUUCAGGGAGACGCCGCCGACGCUGAAGCUCAGAGGCCAGAUGCUGUGGAUGGGUUCUCUGGGCUGCAUGUUGUACCUGUGCAGUCCGAAGCUGCGGAGCCUCCAGGAGCUGCGGGACGCGGGCCUCCACCUGGCCGACCUGGCCCAGCACGACGCCACCCGCGACCUGGUUCUGCUCAACCAGCAGCGGCUGGCUGAGAUGGAGCUCAGCAACCAGCUGGAGCGCAAGAAGGAGGAGCUGAAGAUCCUGUCGCGGCACCUGGAGGCCGAGAAGGAGAAGACGGAGGCCCUGCUCUACGCCAUGCUUCCGCGUCACGUGGCCAACCAGCUCAAAGACGGGCGGAGCGUCCGCGCAGGGGACUUCGACGUUUGCACCGUCUUGUUCAGCGACGUCGUCGCGUUCACGAGCAUCUGCGCCGCCUGCGAGCCCAUCGACAUCGUGCGCAUGCUCAACCUCAUGUACUCCAAGUUCGACCGACUCACCAGCGUGCACGACAUCUACAAGGUCGAGACGAUCGGUGACGCGUACAUGGUGGUGGGGGGCGUUCCCGUCCCCACAGACAGCCACGCCCACAGGGUGGCCAACUUCGCCCUGGGCAUGAGGAUAGCUGCCAAAGAGGUCCCCAACCCUGUGACGGGACAGCCCAUACAGAUCCGCGUGGGCCUUCACACGGGCCCGGUGCUGGCCGGGGUGGUGGGGGAGAAGAUGCCGCGCUACUGCCUCUUUGGAGACACGGUCAACACCGCCUCCAGGAUGGAGAGUCACUCCGUGCCUGACCACAUUCACCUCAGCGGCUCCACGUACAGGGAGCUGAAGGACGCCGGGUUCCACAUGCAGGAGCGCGGAGAGAUCGAGGUGAAGGGCAAGGGCCUAAUGACCACGUACUUCCUGUUGGGGAACCUGCUGGUGUCGGAGGACGGCAUCAUGGGAAAAGAGGCCGCGGAGACCCGCCUGUACGGGGACGGGCUUCGCCGGCAGAGCAGCAAAGAGGCUGUGAGGCCUGAACCAGGCCACCGGGACGCGCUCUCGGAUAAAGGCGCCGCUCCGGACCCCGGGUGCCUGGACAGAACCGCGCCGCCACACGAGAGCAGCACCAGCGGCCGCAUCGGACCUUCAAACGAGCCCCGGAGCUCGUUGUGUGUCCUGCUCUGACGGAGAGACGCUCUGCUCCCCAGGCAGCUGAUCCACAGUCUGUCAGCUUAGAUGUAUCACGUCAGGUUUUAUUAGUAACAGGUCUAGUGGGGUCCUGAUAUUUCCGCGUUUGCCUUUGCUUUGAUUGUGUACUGGACUCACAUUGUCAUGAGGAUCAUGGACGGAUCACUGACAGGGCCUACGGAGCCAAGAACCAGGAGCCCAAGGGUUUACGGAGGCUCAGGGCCAGAGCGUCUGUUUGAAGUGACUUCAAAGUUGAGUGCAGCCUCGUCGUUUGGGCUUGUUUUGUGUCUCUGUCAGCGGUGGUGGGCCGAGCUGUGUGGAACCAUGCGAUGGAUUCAGCGGGCCCGUUUGGGUCAGAACAUCAUAAUCUAGAUGAUAAUGAGAAGCCAGAGUUGGGAGGAAAAGGUUCUCGUAAAGCGAAGAUUUAUUAGAACGGACGCUUAAAAACUGCUAAAUAUUCUAGUUUAUUGCCAUUUUUAAUAGUUUCAAAUUAACAUAGACUGAAUUGUUGAUUGUAAAAAUUAACGACUGAUUUUAUGUUCCUUCUUCAUGAUAUAAUACGUUCUCAUUAGCACAGAGAACAGCUCCAGGUCCAGGUGAGUGCUUCCAUUAGGCUGGUAGUAACAGGUCAUCCCUUGUGCAGCUGUACUUGUCAGAGUUGACAGAGAGAUGGAAGCGAUAGCUCAUCGUUAGCUUGUGGUUUGUUUGUCUCUGUCUGGGAAACUAAAAAUACAUCUUGAGUCAGCCUGU
Messenger RNA from Betta splendens (Siamese fighting fish), 2952 nucleotides. It is a transcript of the gene gucy1b2, whose product is annotated as guanylate cyclase 1, soluble, beta 2. Gene Ontology annotation, molecular function: heme binding; guanylate cyclase activity. Gene Ontology annotation, cellular component: guanylate cyclase complex, soluble. The record is from RefSeq and is a predicted model, not a curated record. Gene Ontology annotation, biological process: cGMP biosynthetic process; response to oxygen levels. NCBI's taxonomy places the organism in Eukaryota, Metazoa, Chordata, Actinopteri, Anabantiformes, Osphronemidae. The transcript is spliced from 16 exons. Bases 1 to 2199 code for a protein of 732 amino acids.